Rotaria sp. Silwood2 is the source of this 3885-nucleotide messenger RNA. The record is from the annotation of a GenBank genome assembly. Lineage: Eukaryota; Metazoa; Rotifera; Eurotatoria; Philodinida; Philodinidae.
AUGGCAAUUAGUGAAACAACACCAUCGUGGGUGAAUCUUAUUACAAAUUGUAAUAACGAUAAUAUAUUAAAAUCACGCACUUGUAAAAUUUAUAAUCGUCAAACACAAGUCUCUCCGAAGGAUUCAAAUAAAGUAUGUCUUUGUGGUCGUUUAAUUCGCCGCCAUAGUUUUUACGAUCAAAAUCUACAACAAGACACAGGAAAACCUAAUAUUCCUAGGAAUCAUCUGACGCAAUUUAAAAAUGAUGAUUCCACUACAGUUCCCAUUACGGUAUAUGGAAGACUAAAACCGAAUGGUUGCAAAUUUGUUCGAGUCGAUUUUAAAACUCAUAUGAAACACAUCUACAAUUUGCUUGUUGAUGAUCAUAGAGGCACAAAUCAUAAACCAAAUUUAAUAUUAGGUGUCUAUGGUGGUUUAAAAUAUUCCAUUAUGGCACAACGAAUUGAGUUAGAAAUUAUAAGUGAUAUUGUCGAGGCUGCUAUAACAGCUAAUGGUUGGAUUUUAACUGAUGGUAUCAAUAGUGGUGUAACAAAAUCAGUCGGUGAAGAUCUAUCUCUUCAUCUUUCAUUAACAGGAUAUCCAAAUAAAGUUAAAUGUAUUGGAUUAACAAUGUGGGGAAUAGUCAAUGAAAGCACACGCUUUCAACUUAAAUAUGAUACCAAGGGCUAUCCAAGAGACUUACUUUAUCGACAAAUUUCUGAUAACGUUGAAGAAAAUCAAGAAACGAUUGAAAAAAAUCAUACACACUGUAUUUUAUUUGAUGAUGGAAGAUUGAAUACACAUCUUGAUGAUUCACGUCGACACAAUUUACUUACAAUAGCAUGUGAAGAUAAAACCUAUACAUGUUAUGCUGUAACAAUCAUUUUUGGAGGAGAUAUAACUACACUUGAAAUUCUUCAAAAUGAUAUUCAAGCAAAACGACCAAUUGUCCUGAUUCAAGAGAGUGGUGGUUUAGCUGAUGUACUUGUGUCAUUGAUCGAAACGACUUCCGAUUCGAAUCAGAGUCAGCAAUUUACUCCAACAGAUGAACAUUUAAAGCAUACAGUGAAUUUAGCCUUUCCGGAUCUUGAUGAAUCAAAUAUCGUUUACGUAAUGAGAGAAAUAAAAUAUAUUUUACAAGAAGCGAAUCGUCAUCUAUUGAAUGUCUUCUCUUUCGAUCACAACAAAAAUGUAACGGAAACAAUUUUUAAAGCUAUCUUUACUGUGAAAAAUAAGCAAUGUGAAACAUAUAAUAUUAACUAUAGAGAAGGCGACGAACAAAAUCAAAACCAACAAUAUGCACAGGAGCUAGAUAAGUUAAUAGAUUUAACACUUGAAUGGAAUUGUUUAGAUGGAGCUUUACCAAUACUGCAAUUAAGACAAAAUACUAUGAAAAAAACAAAUGAUGCGAUUAGUAUGAAAGAGAACGAAAGUUACAAAUUGUUUAAAAAGUCUCUCACAAGGAAUCGUCCAGCAUUUGUUGAAUAUUUUCUUGCUGCUGGUUUUGAUAUACGUACUCUAAUGGAGAUAAAACAUAAACAUCAAGUUAAAAGAAGUCUUUUAGAAUUAUAUAAAGAUACUUAUGGUAGCACAAACCAAAGUCAUGUUCAAUGUGUAAAAACAUUAUUUGAUAGUCCAUCUAUGACAAAUAUAGAAAUGCUUGAUGAAAAAUUAUAUAGACUUGUUGGUCCAUUUAUUGAACCAAUUUAUUCAUCGAAUGGAAAUGAUUGUACAAAACGUAUUUGUAUAGACAUGAAAAGUCUUUUAUAUAAAUAUAGAUGUAGUUGCUGUAAAUCCGAGAAAGAACAUGACAAGUCAUCGCAUGACCCAAAUAAAUCACUUUCUCAUGGAGAUAAUCAAAAUAAUAAUGAAGAAUUUCCAUGUACAAACGAUAAAUUGUUUCGUGAUCUUUUUUUAUGGUCUAUUUUUAUGAAUAUGCCUGAGAUGGGCAAAAUAUUUCUUUUUUAUUUAUCAUCUCGUAUUUGUGCUGCUUUAAUAGCUUCAGCUAUAUUUAAACGAUAUGCUCGAGUAUCGACAAACCUUUAUUUUAAAGAAAAAUUUCAACAACAAGCACUUGAUUUCGAAAAAUAUGCAGCAGGAUUCAUUAAUAAAUGUUCUCAACAGAAUGAAAGAUUAGCAUGUGAAUUACUUUUACGAGAAAUACCACUUUUUGGCAAUAUUACAUGCAUGCAGGUUGCAAUCUCAAGUGAAAUUCAAAAAUUAGUUGCAACAUCUUGUUUUGAUCAAGCAUUGAGUCAAGUAUGGUUCAAUAAAUUAUCUAUUGCAAAUCAUCGAACCUAUGCAAAACCAUUACAAUGUUUUGCCAUAUUAUCUUUUGGUCUCUUAGCACCUAUAAUUAUUCGUUAUCGAGAAGACGAUUUUGAAACAGAACGUAUACCAUUAUGUUCACAUGGGAUAAAUUAUUAUAUAGAUAAGAAAUCAUCUCAAAAUGAUUGUCUUAAAUAUUGGACACGUUUUAUUGAUUUUCAUCAAAGUCCAAUGAUAAAAAUGUGCUAUCAUUUUAUAAGUUACAUAUGGUUUUUACUUGUAUUUAGUUAUAUGAUGCUUUAUCAUCUUGAUAGUCCUGCUUCAUUUACAAUUCCACAUUGGACUGAAAUUUAUGUCAUUAUUACAGUAUCAAGCAUGUUUUGUGAAGAUGUUCGAAAAUUGUAUUUUGCAUAUAAAACGCGCAUGGUUGAACGAUGGCAUUUAACAGGAUCAACUGUUCUAAUGAUGUUAACAUAUAUGUUUUAUGUUAUACCUUAUCUUCUUUUUUAUCUGGGUCUUGGUUUUCGAUAUAGAGCUUAUGAUGAAAAUAUAUUAACUACUGCAAGGAUUAUUUGGGCAUUCGAUCUUGAAUUAUGGUAUAUUGGAUCACUUAAAUUCAUUAUGGGUUUAAAAUCGUUUGGUCCAAAAUUAUUUAUGCUUAAGAAUAUGCUUCGAGAUCUAUCUGGUUUUGUCUAUAUGAUUUUCAUAGCAGUAGCUGCAUAUGGUGUUGUAUCUCGUGCAAUGAUUUUUUACAAGCAAGUUCCAUUUACUUUUCAAGAUAUAGUCAAGAAUAUUUUUUACGAACCAUAUUGGUUUAUAUAUGGAACAGUAACGGAUAAAGAUUUACUCGAUCAGAAACUCAAUAAUGAUACAGAAUCAGUUGCAGCAGAAGCAACAGCUACUCAUGUUUUAUUAGCAUUUCAUAUGCUGUUCAUUAAUAUUCUUAUAUUAAAUUUAUUAAUCGCUGUUUUUACUCAUACUAUUGAUGAAGUGAAAGAAAAUACUCAAUUUUAUUGGCGUUAUCAACGUUAUGCAUUUGUUCGAGAGUAUUUUGAACGUCCACUACUUGCUUAUCCACCAUUGAAUUUAUUGGUCUAUAUCGUACUGGGUUUUAAUGUUCUUCGAUGGAAAUGUUGCCCAAAAUUAUGUCGUAAUCGAGUUGAAGUUGAAGAUCAUCGAUCAAAAUCAAAGGGAAUUAUAGGAGUUUUUAAAAUGAUUCCGGAGAAUGAGUACGAAGGAACUGAUCAAUGGAAUGCAUUUGAAAAUGCAGCUACACGUAGUGAUGUUUUUUCGAUAAUGGAAGAAAAUAAAAAGGUAAAUGUUUUGACAAUGGAUACGAUUCAUUCAACAAAAAUAACAGAUACUGCUGAAUCUGAUGUGAGAAAAUCCAAUUCUAAUGUAGAACAAAGGAUUUCAUACUUGGAUGAAGAAAUAUCCACAAUAAAAUCAAUUGUUAAUGAUAAUAAAAAAAAUAUUCAAAUGAUUCAUCGACAACUAACAAAUCAAGUGCAACAGGUAACAAAUGAAAGUGAUUUGUUUUUUUUUCUUGUUUCGAUUACUAAAUUAGGGCUUUGUAUUCAGAUCAAUGAAUCAUUGCAAUUAAUAAUGAAUGCGAUGGAACAAUCGAAAAAUAAAUGA